This is a messenger RNA of Spodoptera litura, 3032 nucleotides long. RefSeq names its product prostacyclin receptor. The record is from RefSeq and is a predicted model, not a curated record. Gene Ontology annotation, biological process: inflammatory response; adenylate cyclase-activating G protein-coupled receptor signaling pathway; positive regulation of cytosolic calcium ion concentration. Gene Ontology annotation, molecular function: G protein-coupled receptor activity. Gene Ontology annotation, cellular component: plasma membrane. Lineage: Eukaryota; Metazoa; Arthropoda; Insecta; Lepidoptera; Noctuidae.
CUCAGUAGUCAGUAGCAGCGCAGUGUUGGCGGAGUUCGCUCGCGUGUCGCCGCCGCCGCGUAGCCGAUGCGUAGCGCUCGCGUAGCCGCAACACUUGCGUACAAUAACAACAUUUUGACUCGUGUUGUGUUCCCUAAUAUUGUUACGAAUCCUGAACUUUGGAUGUACCACAGACGUGCGUUCUGGAUGUGCUGUUCAACUUGAAUUGAGUAGAGGUGAGCUGUGGUGUGCCAUGAGUCCGACCAUUCCGAGCGUCUGCGGCACAACGACUCCGCGACAGCAGCUCAGGUAGACAGAGUCGUCCUCAGCCACACGGGAGACACACGGGACGUAACUACAGACACAUACGAAGUAACACGCGUCAAACAUGGACGUGAGCACGCUGGCCUCGCUCACGGAGCUGGAGAACGUGACCGAGAUGUUCAAUAUGGCGGCCAACAUGAGCCACGCGGGGAACAGCACUGCGCUGGGCGCGCCACACAAGACCAUGGGCAAGUUCGGGGUGCUGGUGAAGGUGGUGUACGCCAUCGGCAUCAUCGGCAACGCAUGCGCCAUCAUCGCGCUGCGCCGCGGGGAGCGCCGCGUGCGCAACAGGAAGCAUCUACUGCUGCUCACCUCGCUCGCUGCCAAUGACCUCGUAGCGCUGGUGGGCAUGAUGUGCGCGAUGCUGGUGGCGGAGCACGUGCCGGGCGUGGGCAGCACGCGCGCGUACUGCGCGGCGCGCGUCGUGCUGCGCGUGUUCGGCAUCGGCUCCGUCUGCAUCGCCGUCACCAUGGCACUGGAGCGGUACCUCGCGCUCACACGACCCUUCCUCUACCAAAAACAAGUGACGUACUACGUAAUCCGCACGGCGCUGCUGGUGUCGUGGUUCUGGGCGGCGUGUCUGACGUGCGCGCCCAUCCUGGGGCUCGGCCUCUACUACGACGGCUCCAAGUGCGUGCGCUACAGGAACGCCGAGACUCCCACCGACCUCGCCUAUGCCGUCUUCUACGUCACCUUCGGCACGGUGCUGUGCCUGGUGCUGGUGUACUGCAACCUGGCGGUGAUCCGCGCGCUGUACGCCAUCACGGCGCCGCGCGGCUCGCAGCCCGUGGUGCGGCGCGUGUCCAAGUCCAGCUGCCGGCAGCGCGCGCGCGCCGGGCCCGCGCCGCACCAUCACAACGCCGCCACCGCCGAGGAGGUCGCCUUCAGUCGCCUCAUGGCCACGCUCUCCGUACUCUUCAUGAUCUGCUGGCUGCCGCAGAUGCUGACGUCGGCGCUGUUCCUGGGGCUGGGCCCGCGCACGUGGCCGCGUCUGUCCCCGCUCUCGAUCCUCUCCGACAUCCUCAUGCUGCUCAACUACGUGCUCAACCCCAUCCUCUACGUGCUCAUGCGGCAGCGGAGGCGGUUGUCACUCACCAACCUCUGUCACUCCAUCGCGCACUGCUUUAAGCGAAGCCAUAAAACGUCGACGGAGUCAGUGUCGAUGAAGGCGUCGUGCUGCCCACAAGAGACACUGGUGGUGAGCGACAGCUCGGGCGCGGAGAUGCGGCCUCUGCGGGCGCCCGUGUCGCUGGCGCCCUACGACUCGCAGCACGCGGCCUGACGCACUCUGCCGGCGACACACAUCAAUCAAACGACAGAUCUGAUCACGACUAUCUAUUAGUAACAAUAAUCACUCUCUGGAUAACGAAUGCAUCUCUUAGAGGCUGCGAGACACUCCAUUUCUAGUAAUAAAAUGCGAUAUCUCUUGAGAUUUCUGGAUUUUACAUUUAACUUCAUACAUUGCAGAAUGUGUUAAGUAUUAUGUCUUUAAAAGCAGAUGUUUCUCCCGCAUUUCCAUAACCAAAGACUACAAUCAUGCUACUGAUUGGUACUUGAUAUUUCCGUAACACGCACUCGAGUCUUCACUUCUUCAGAGCAGUGCAGUGUGCAGUCAGAUGCACAAGGACGAGCACGCACUCUCGCCCACUGUCCCGGCUGUUGAGACUGUGGGCUGCAGGAGCGUCUCACAACUCUGUCAUAUCUGCAGACUCUCGUGUUGAUAUUGCUCCCUGUCAUACAGGCUAUAUAGGUAGUGUUGUAGAUAUAAGCAAUUUCUGUAAAUAUAGUAAACAUAAUAUUAUUGUACUUAUAGUUUUACAAAUUGUAUUUUCUAUUUUUGUAUUAUUAAAUUACUAAAUAGUGAAACUUAAACUGUUUAUGAUAAAUAACUAUAAUACAUGGAGUACAGAGUGAUAUGCGCUGUGUAGGGGGCGCCACAGUCGCUACAGAGUAAAAAGUAAAAGAACAAUGGUUACAGCAGCACCACCUAAUAUUAAUGCAGAUCGAUAUGAACACUUUCAUCCCCACCUCCAGAAUGUAAAUAGUUUGAUUUAGAUAGUUUUCCUAUUCUCCACGGACUCUUGUCCGUGUUAUCGUAUUUCCAAUCAAUAUGAUAUACCUAAGUACGAGUGUCGGGGUUAGUUAGGUUUAGUCACAACGAGUCACAGCAUUUAUUUCAAUUAUACACACUUAGACUCUCGUUAUUUAAAAAAAUCGAAACUCAAGUAACAAUGUGUGUUCGAAAUAUGAAAUAGUUCAUUUGAACUACCUACCUAUAAUCAAUUAACAUUCUUAAGAAUAAUAAACCUAUAUGAUGUCUUCAAUGAAUGUACCUAUGUGUAUGCACAAUAAUACAUACUUACUAAACCAUCCACAUAGCUCCGCAAGUUAGUGAAGUUCUGCAAUGUACAAUUGUAGUAAAAACACGUCGUUGUACCACUUCUCCAAGUUACAGAGUUGUAUGAGUUUUAACUUAUCAAAUAUAACUGUGUGAACACAUAGGUAGGUUUUUUCACAUCUACAUUUCACUACCGCGAAUAAGUAUACACGUAAUAUGUAUUUUAUCGUCGCAAAAAAUUACGAUCAUUGCAAUUUCGCGGGAUAUCCCGGAACAUGCGCCUAUGACUAACUAGAAAAGAUCUGUUAACUUUCACCGAAUAAAUAAAUAAAUGUAGUCAAAGUCAAAGCAUUUAUUUCAAUUAAACCAUAGUUUGGUACUUUUGAAACGU